UUGUUUUUCCCUUCUGCUGGAGAAAUUUGAAGUAUCUACGUCAAAAUUGACAAAAAUAUUGCCUUUUGAGACUGAGCGUAGUGAAAACCCAACAUUAACGUCUUCGGGAGAUGGAUAAGAGAACACGCAGGACUGUCUGGGAAGCUAAAAAGGCUGCUAGACCAGAACUCCGAGAUCUUGGAGAUUGGGAGCGGUUUCAAUUCUGUGCCAAUUUCCAGCCUCACAUCGAAGCCGUACGAGCCAAAGACAACUGUCACAGAGUCGACGUGAACGCAGUGACAACCGAUGAGUUCAUUGAACUAUUUGAGAAACCUGGACGACCGUGUGUCAUAGUGAAGGAUCAAGAUACGUGGCUGGCGCAAAAGAAAUGGACAGUGCGGAGGCUGGCCAAGAAAUACCGCAAUCAGCGCUUCAAGUGCGGCGAAGAUGACGAGGGCUACUCCGUGAAAAUGAAGAUGAAAUAUUACGUGCAAUACAUGCAGAACAACAGGGACGAUAGCCCCCUCUAUAUCUUUGACAGCAGCUUUGCAGACCAUCCGAAGCGCAAGAAGCUGCUUGAAGACUAUGUGGUACCACACUUCUUUCAAGAUGAUCUCUUUCAGUUUGCUGGGGAUGAAAAGCGUCCCCCGUACCGCUGGUUUGUGAUGGGCCCAGGGCGGUCAGGGACCGGGAUUCAUAUCGACCCGUUAGGCACUAGCGCUUGGAACGCUCUAGUCAAAGGUCAUAAAAGAUGGUGCAUGUUCCCAACUCAGACGCCCAAGGAGCUGGUGAAACCGUCCAUUAACGAUGGAGGCAAGCAGAGGGACGAGGCAAUCAUGUGGUUCUCACACGUCUACCCUCGCACUCAAGACCCGUCAUGGCCGCAGGAAUUCAAACCAAUUGAGAUUCUUCAAGGACCUGGGGAAACUGUGUACGUUCCGGGAGGCUGGUGGCACGUUGUUCUGAACCUUGACACAACCAUAGCCGUCACUCAGAACUUCUGCAGCAGGACAAACUUCCCUGUAGUCUGGCAUAAGACCGUUAGAGGGCGCCCUAAACUCUCCAAGAAAUGGUUCAAGUCCCUUCAGAGAGAAUGGCCAGAGAUAGCAGCUAUGGCUGACCACGUGGAUCUAUCCAAGCCCAGCGGUCUGCAGUCUGAUAGCUCCUCGGAUAGCUCUAGCUCCAGCUCCAGUGAUGACAGCGCUUGCUCCUCGUGCGAAAGCAGCGGGAACGAAUCCGAGGCUGAGAAACGUCACGAUAAAAGAACUAAAAGGCGCAAGGUUGGGAGUGAAGGUGGCACGGAUAUACAGGAAAACGUGACACACUAUGACCCCAGAACGCACAUGACGUACACCAGAUGACACGGCCAAUCAGCUUCAAGCAUUCAUCCAGGGGCAUCCUGGGAUAGAUUGUAAUAUUACUGAGUGCUAGCCAGGAGGGUUGCGGACGCAAGGUGUUGCCAUAUUUUGAAACUGCUUCGUUUUGGAAGCUGAAGUUGUAAUACUACUAUUCGCUAUUCAGAGGAUGUAUUGUACAGGUAUAAUAUAAACCAAGAAGCAUUUGCAUAUUGCCAUAAUGACAUCCAUUUUAAAGCCCCACUGUACUACUUGUAGCUACUUGCUCCCUCUAUAUAGAAAACAAUGCCUAAGCGGUGACCAUUGGUCCCCCACGAUCCUCUAUUUCUUAUGUUAAUUGAGAGCUGAGUUGAUGAGAUGGCCACCUGUCAGCGACCAUGCUUGGGUGGUGUAAUCCCUCCUGGCCAAACUAGUAUAGACAGGCUUUAAGGCAAGUAACUUACGUGUAUUGCAAAAAAUUCAGUGCUGUGUCGUUUGUGAUUUAAUUCUUCUGCAGCAUAAAACUUUUUUUACAAAUCUGAACAAUAUUUGAAAACAUUUCACGAUCUUAAAAGUCUCUGGUUUUUACUACAGUCUGAGAAGAAAUGAAAUCUUUAGGAUGCGAUUUUCUUGAAUCAACAUCUGUUGUCGGCACAUCAUUUUGUGCUUUUGUACUAGACAUAAAAUUGAUUUCCUGUAAGGGGAAGACCAACCUGAUAUUAAAGGGAAAGUCCACCCCCAAAAUAAGUUUGUUUCGAUAGAGGCAGAAUAAUAAGAAAAUCA
Messenger RNA from Strongylocentrotus purpuratus (purple sea urchin), 2096 nucleotides. Its product is annotated as bifunctional arginine demethylase and lysyl-hydroxylase JMJD6. Bases 111 to 1340 code for a protein of 409 amino acids. The record is from RefSeq and is a predicted model, not a curated record. Gene Ontology annotation, biological process: phagocytosis. The transcript has 8 exons. Gene Ontology annotation, molecular function: P-TEFb complex binding; histone H4R3 demethylase activity. Lineage: Eukaryota; Metazoa; Echinodermata; Echinoidea; Camarodonta; Strongylocentrotidae. Gene Ontology annotation, cellular component: nucleus; cytoplasm.